This is a messenger RNA of Brettanomyces nanus, 1059 nucleotides long. RefSeq lists its product as uncharacterized. NCBI's taxonomy places the organism in Eukaryota, Fungi, Ascomycota, Pichiomycetes, Pichiales, Pichiaceae. The transcript has a single exon. The coding region runs from base 1 to 1059 and encodes 352 amino acids. The record is from RefSeq and is a predicted model, not a curated record.
AUGAACAACUUACUUCAGGAGUCGAUGGAUAAUAUAUUCAUUACAUCAGCGAGCAUCUUGGAUAAGUUGACUUACAAACUCACACCUGCGGCAAAGGAUACAGUGGUUCCUCAUAAUAAUGACGGUUUGCUGAGGCCCUUGACUGAAGUUCUUGGAGCUGAUUUUGAGAUUUACAAUCAAGUCUUGGAUAACUUUAAUUUAGAACUGCAAGAUACUGAGUAUGUUUUGAGCCAUCUGAAAAUCAAGAUUCGCAAGGAGGCAGAGUUCAGAAAGAAGAUGGAACAAGAGGCUCAGAUUCGUAGAGAAAAGGAAGAGAAGGAUAAACUAGAAGCUUUGAAAGUGAGAGAUGAGGAGAAAAAGAAAAGGAAAGAGCUUGAGGCUUCCGUUGUCGCUGCUGCUCAACAACAACAACAGCAACAGCAACAGCAACAACAGGAUAAAAUGGAUCAAUUUGAAAGCAACCCUGACGAUCUAGUCUUGAACUUGGAUCUUGACAACUUUAAUUUCGGUCAACAGGACCACUCAGAACCGGGAAAUGAUUUACUUGGAUUUGACGAUGGUUCGUUGGUUGAUAAAGAGAGUCAGAAUCGUGAGUCUGUGCAAGGACAGCUGCAGAUACAGCAGAACCAGGAGCGCCAACGGAACCAGGAGAGCCAACAGAAGAAACAGCAAGAGCAACUAUAUCAGGAAAACCCCUCUCAAUCGAGUGCUCAAAUGCUACAGUCUGCUUCUGGUAACAGUGGUGCCGAUAAUAGCAUGGAUAUGUUGAAUGAUCUCAACUUGGAUUUCCUGGAUAAUGGAGAGUUUAACCAACAAAAUAAUCAAAGCACGGGUAAUGAUGACCUUGGAUUUGGAUCUGGUAAUGGCGAUCUUAGCAUGCUAUCAGGACUUGAUGGUAUGGACACCGAAAUGGAUACUGGAAUGGACACUUCCAAUAAUAACAACGCUAACAAUGGUGGUGGUGGCUUUGACGACGAUAGGUCAUUACUGGCCCCUGAUCAGAUGGAGCAUUUGUUCUCUCAGUUUGAUGAACUGGUUGGGGGAGAUGGAAAUAUGUAG